This is a messenger RNA of Fusarium coffeatum, 924 nucleotides long. RefSeq lists its product as uncharacterized. The coding region runs from base 1 to 924 and encodes 307 amino acids. The transcript has a single exon. The record is from RefSeq and is a predicted model, not a curated record. Lineage: Eukaryota; Fungi; Ascomycota; Sordariomycetes; Hypocreales; Nectriaceae.
AUGCUUUUUAACAAGCUUUUCCUCAGUGCCGUGCUCGCUAUGAGCUCGGUUGCUGCCCUCCCCAACCCAAUGCCCGACCAAGCAGGCAUCGCAGAGCGCAGUCCCAAGAGCCACGAUCAUCAUCACUGUGGCAAACAUGCUUCUUAUAACGAGGAUAAGAAGGAGUGUGUCUGUCAUGACAGCUCUGAGACUUUUGAGAAGAAGCACAAGAAGUGUAAGAAGAUGAAGGAUGACAAGAAGGCUGUCAAGACAGAUACCAAGAAGGCCGCCAAGGACGUCAAGAAGAAGACUGAGGACAAAGAAGACGACAAGAAGACCGAUGAUAAGCAGGAUGACAAGAAGGAUGAUGAUAAGAAGGGUGAUCACAAGGAUGACAAGAAAGACAUGAAGCCCAAGUCUGAGCGAGACCUCGAGGAGCGCAGCCCCAAGAAGCAUCAUAAGGGCAAGCACCACAAGGAUCACAAGGAUCAUCACCACGAUGAUAAGAAGAAGCAUCACGAUGAGCGUGACAUCGAAGAGCGCUCCCCCAAGAAGCACCACAAGGGCAAGCACCACAAGGAUCACGAGGACCACCACCACGAUGACAAGAAGCACCAUGAUGAGCGCGACAUUGAAGAGCGUUCUCCCAAGAAGCACCACAAGGACCACCACCACUGCGGCAAGCAUGCUACCUACGACGAGGAUAAGAAGGAGUGCGUCUGCAAGGAUAGCGCUGAGACCUUCGACCAGAAGCACAAGACCUGCAAGAAGGCCAAAUCUACCCGAAGCCUCCUCCACCACUGCGGUAAGAGUGCUUACUACGACAAGGCCAAGAAGGAGUGCAUCUGCCACGAUAGCGGCAAGGAUUUUUACGCCAAGCACAAGACUUGCUCUUGCCCAAAGGGCGAGAAGUGGCACCACAUUGAGCGCAAGUGCAAGAAGUAA